GCCUUCUUUGAUUCAUAGGAAAGGAAAAAUGGAGGAAUAGGAAAAUUAGAGGAUUGACAUGCCCUACCCACCUGAAUCCUAUGGAAGUAGAAAACAUAGGGUUUGGCACAACUGGGGUGUUUGAUGGGAGCAUAGGAAAAGCAUAUGAACUUAGAGCAUUAUAAUAUUAUUAUUUUGAAAGGUGUGCUUUCAAAACAGGUAGCCGUUACUCACUGAGCUAGCCGUUAGGCUACAACAGGAUAUAUAUAUACGUACGCAAGCACAACGUUUCUUCUUUACAAGCUCUCCAUUUCAUACAGCCAAGAACAUGUUACAUGCAAGUCUUUGCUGGUGAUAGCUGAAGUUUUCUCAUACUUGCUUGAUCUUCUCUCAAAUCUGAGAUGGAUCCAAGCUACAGUCGUAGAUCAAAAAGUGAGGAUGAAUUUGCUCUUUUUGUUCUUCCUACUUUAGAAGAACCCUCUCAUUCCUCAAGAAGACCUAUGCACACUUCAAUACUUACAGGUGCACGACGUGUAAACGAAAUUUUGAAUGGGCAUGAAGACCUAUGCAAAAGGCACUUCAGAAUGGAGAUUGACAUAUUUCAAGCUUUGGUUCAAAAACUGCGCGAGAAUGAUCGCCUUGUUGAUGGAAGAGAUGUCUCAGUAGAAGAACAAGUUGCUAUAUUUUUGUAUGCAUUAUCUAAGAAUGCAACAAAUGAUACUUUGGCAGAUUGGUUUCAGCAUAGUGGACAAACAAUAAGUUGCUAUUUUGGAGAAGUGCUCAAUGCAAUUACAGAACUCUAUUCUGUAUAUAUACGUCCACCUUCCCUACACCCGCAUCCAAUCUUGAGUAAACAGAAGUUCUACCCCUUUUUUAUGGACUGCAUCGGUGCUAUAGAUGGUACACAUAUUCCAUUGGAAUUACCUGUUCAUGAGCAAGAACCAUAUCGCAAUAGGAAGCAAACAUUGUCACAAAAUGUUAUGGUAGCAUGCGAUUUUGAUUUAAAGUUUGUGCAUGUACAUGCUGGUUGGGAGGGAUCAGCUUCAGAUGCAAGAGUCCUACAAGAUGCACUUAACCAUGGGUUUCAAGUACCCCCCGGAAAAUUUUACCUUGUAGAUGUUGGUUAUGCAAAUACACCACAAUUUCUGGCACCAUAUCGUGGUACUAGGUACCACCUGCAAGAACAAGGGAGAGUUCGCCAAAGGCCAAGAAAUUACAAGGAAUUAUUCAACCUACGGCAUGCACAACUCCGAAACCAUAUCGAGAGGACUAUUGAUAUAGUAAAAAUGAGAUUUCCAAUAUUGAGAGUGGCUUCACAUUACUCUGUUACCAAACAAAUUGACAUAUCAGUUGCUAGUUGUGUGCUUCACAAUUUCAUACGUUUGCAUAAUGGAGAUCUAUCUUGGCCUGAGAAUACUGCUGUGGAGAUUGACCAAGAACAAUUUGUUGAUGUGCCAAGUGGAGAUCACAAGUAUCAUAAUGACAUACAUGCAUUUAAUUACUCUAGAGAAGCUGGGAAUCAAAAGGGAGAAGAUAUAGCACAACAAAUGUGGGCACAGUAUGUAUCACAAAGAUCAUAGAAUAUGUAAUAUGUUAUCCAAGUUCAGCUACCAUUCUUGUACUUGAAAUAUGACAUGCAAGUUGUAAUACCAUUCUUGGACUUCAAA
Triticum aestivum (bread wheat) is the source of this 1646-nucleotide messenger RNA. Its product is annotated as putative nuclease HARBI1. The coding region runs from base 381 to 1559 and encodes 392 amino acids. The transcript is spliced from 3 exons. The record is from RefSeq and is a predicted model, not a curated record. NCBI's taxonomy places the organism in Eukaryota, Viridiplantae, Streptophyta, Magnoliopsida, Poales, Poaceae.